Messenger RNA from Raphanus sativus (radish), 1651 nucleotides. RefSeq lists its product as uncharacterized. Gene Ontology annotation, molecular function: GPI-anchor transamidase activity. The record is from RefSeq and is a predicted model, not a curated record. The coding region runs from base 198 to 1376 and encodes 392 amino acids. The transcript has 10 exons. Gene Ontology annotation, biological process: protein localization to cell surface; attachment of GPI anchor to protein; proteolysis. Gene Ontology annotation, cellular component: GPI-anchor transamidase complex. NCBI's taxonomy places the organism in Eukaryota, Viridiplantae, Streptophyta, Magnoliopsida, Brassicales, Brassicaceae.
UUUUUUAUAUAUAGUUUCCGAGCUAUCGUCUUCUUUGCCGUUUCCUUCCACGGCUCCCUGUCACUCACUACCACCACCGCCGGCAAACUGAAUUCUUAAUCGGGGUUCCAUCGUCGCCACUGAAUUCUCUAUGUUCAAUAGAUCUUCGUGAAAUAUCCACAGUACCCGUUUCCAGAUCUUCUUCACAAAAAAAAAAAAUGAAGAUUCCUAUAGUCGUAGUCGUAGUAAUGCUUGUAUGCUACUCGUUCUUCGCCUCCACUUCCGGAGACGCGACUAUUCACACGAACAAUUGGGCUGUCUUGGUCUGCACCUCUCGAUUCUGGUUUAACUACCGGCACAUGGCCAAUACACUCUCCCUCUAUAGGACAGUCAAGAGACUCGGAAUACCUGAUGAAAGGAUCAUCCUCAUGCUAGCUGAUGAUAUGGCCUGUAAUUCUAGAAAUCAAUAUCCUGCUCAAGUUUUCAACAACGAGAACCACCACAUUAACCUCUACGGUGAUAACGUCGAGGUGGAUUAUCGUGGCUACGAGGUGACGGUUGAGAAUUUCUUGCGGGUUUUGACUGGGCGUCAUGAGAAUGCUGUUCCUAGGUCCAAGCGUCUCCUCAGUGAUGAGGGUAGUCAUAUUCUACUCUACAUGACUGGCCACGGAGGUGAUGAGUUCCUCAAGUUUCAAGAUGCUGAAGAACUCCAGAGUCACGAUUUAGCUGAUGCUGUCAAACAGAUGAAAGAGAAGCGUAGAUUCAAGGAGCUGAUGAUCAUGGUUGAUACUUGCCAAGCUGCCACCCUCUUUAACCAGCUUCAAUCUCCUGGUGUUUUGACCAUUGGUAGCAGUCUUAAAGGAGAGAACUCAUACUCUCAUCACCUUGACUCAGAUAUUGGUGUAUCUGUUGUAGACCGGUUUACUUAUUACACUCUUGCCUUCUUCGAGAGGUUCAAUAUCUAUGACAAUGCAUCACUUAACAGUUUGUUUAGGUCCUAUGAUCCAAGACAGCUAAUGUCUACUGCUUACUACCGCACUGAUCUUUACCAGCCACAUCUGUCGGAGGUACCGGUCACAAAUUUCUUCGGUUCAGUUAUGGAGACGAUUCAUACUGAUUCAGCUUACCAUGCCUUCUCGAGUAGAAUCUCCAAUAGCAAGAUCAAAUCCGAUACGCCAUUCAUUCAUGUUUCGUCGGAGCAAGAUGUUAAAGAAGAUCUUCAGAAUACAAACAGCCAAAACGAGGAGUUGAAAACUGAGAAGCAAAAAUGUCCAUAUUCAAACAUGCGGGUAGACCUCCACGAGAAACUGAAGAAGAUUGAAAAUGUGGAUACAGUGGUUAACCUCAGCAUAGCGGUGAUGAUUCUCGUUGUAAUGGUGUCAUCAUCUUUGUUAUGAUGACGCAGCGCUCUAUGAGCCCGCUCUUAGUAUAGGAUGAUGAUCUUCAUCAUGAUAAUCCCUGUUGUAUGAUCGUCACUGUUACAGCUUGACAUCAAUGUAUUACUUUUUAACUUUAAAUUGUUUGUUAACUCUUGGUACAGAGGUUACCACAACAAAUGUUAGCCACAUAUACUGCAGAUUAGUUGACUUUCCGACAGAGUUGACUAGUGUUUAUAUAAUUGUAGUUCUUAAAUUUAUUGUGAAAUUAAGAAAGAAGUUGAGUUAAACUGAUU